Molecule: messenger RNA, 1248 nt
Organism: Solanum lycopersicum (tomato)
Lineage: Eukaryota; Viridiplantae; Streptophyta; Magnoliopsida; Solanales; Solanaceae
Product: GPN-loop GTPase QQT1
Cellular component (GO): cytoplasm
Molecular function (GO): GTPase activity
Source: RefSeq, a predicted model, not a curated record
AAUUAUAAGUAGGGCGUACGAAAAGAGAGUCACCAGGUGAUAUAUUUGCAGUUCGAGAAAUCACUACAAGUCAAUUUGAAGCUGGUGCGAUUUCUCCGGCGGCCUUCAGCGGCGGAGCUCUUCCACUUUCAGGCUGCACUCCACGAAACUUGAAGCUGAUAGCAGGAGCUUUGAGGGUUAGAAUUAGAACUUAGAAGAAUGGUGUUUGGUCAAGUUGUGAUUGGCCCCCCUGGUUCCGGCAAAACCACUUAUUGCAACGGAAUGUCUCAGUUCCUCCAACUGAUUGGACGGAAAGUUGCUGUUAUCAAUUUGGAUCCCGCUAAUGAUGCUUUACCAUAUGAGUGUGCUGUGAAUAUUGAGGAUCUAAUUAAGCUGAGUGAUGUAAUGGUUGAACAUUCUCUUGGUCCCAAUGGAGGGCUUGUAUAUUGCAUGGACUAUCUCCAGAAGAAUAUUGACUGGUUGGAGUCCAAGUUAAAACCUCUCCUUAAAGAGCACUAUUUACUUUUUGAUUUUCCGGGUCAGGUGGAACUAUUUUUCCUUCAUGACAAUGCGAAGAAUAUGAUUAUGGAACUUAUAAAGAAGUUAGAUCUAAGGUUGACUGCAGUCCAUUUAGUUGAUGCCCAUCUUUGCAGUGAUCCAGGGAAAUACGUGAGUGCAUUGCUCCUCUCUUUAUCCACCAUGUUACACUUGGAGCUUCCUCAUGUCAAUGUUUUGUCAAAGAUUGAUCUAAUUGAAAGCUAUGGAAAGCUAGCUUUUAACCUAGACUUCUACACAGAUGUCCAAGAUUUAUCGUAUCUGCAGAAUGAGAUCAGUCAGGAUCCUCGCUCUGCUAAGUAUAGAAAGCUUACAAAGGAGCUUUGUGAGGUGAUAGAAGAUUAUGGACUUGUCAACUUCACACCUUUAGAUAUCCAGGAUAAAGAGAGUGUUGGGAAUCUAGUUAAGCUAAUUGACAAAAGCAAUGGAUACAUAUUUGCAGGCAUAGAUGCAAGUGCUGUUGAGUUCAGCAAAAUUGCAGUUGGUCCUGUUGAUUGGGACUACUACCGAGUUGCAGCUGUGCAGGAGAAAUACAUAAAGGAUGAUGAAGACUUUGAUAUGACAAAAGGACAGUGAGACAAAAUAGUAUGUUAUGGGCUUUGUGAUAAGAUCUAUAAAUACUGCAUCUUACAGAAACUAAUUAUCCUUAUGCAUGCUAGGAUGUAAAGAUCAUUUUUGUUCGUUCGAGUGACUUAUUUAAUAAAAUUUUCAGUA